UUGUUUACGGCUGUCUGUAAUCGUCUCCAUAUCGUGCGUGCGACUCUGCGUGAGCAGCAUCAGGAAUUUGUGUGCAUUAUCUCUGCAACAGCGCUCUGUUCCUGCAUCAUCUGCAGACCGUUUGAGUGAAACCGAAAGUAGAAUAUUGAGCUAUACAAAGAAUUAAGAGGCAGGCAGAAUACGCUAGCAGCCAAAAGCCAGAAGCCAGAAGCCACUUGCUGACUGAUCAUCAUUCGGCCACCAACCAGCCCCACAGUAAGAGCUGUAGGAGAAGCAUACGGAACAGGGACAGGAACAAGACAUAGCCAGGAGCAGAAGCAGGAGCAGUUUUUGAGCAGGAGGAGCAGCGUAGCAUCAGAUCUUGUGGCGGAGGUGGAGCGGCGGUGCGCGCCUCUGUGACCCAAGUCCAACAUGUCUUCGCCAGCGGCCCAGAGCAACAGCAGCCAGUCGCAGUCGCCAGCGGCGGCCCAGCAGCAACAGCAGCAAAAUCAAAAGGCGAACAACGCAAACAACACACACGACAACAAGAAUGCCUCGGCGACGACGGGGACGGCAGCAGCCGCCACAGCAGCCUCCACAGCAUCGCCAGCAGCGACAGCUGGCGGCGGCAACGGAGGCGCACCACAGAGCCCCACAAAACGGAGCACAAUAUCGACCAAGGAGCGUGUGAUCGAUAGCGUACCGUUUCCGCCAAGCCGCAAACUCACCUGCGCGGACGUGUUCGAUCCACGGACCGGAAAACCACAGCACGAUGUACUUAAGCAGCACUUCAUACUGGAGGGACGCAUCGAGGAGAGCGCCGCGCUGCGGAUCAUCCAGGACGGGGCCACGCUGCUGCGCCAGGAGAAGACAAUGAUCGAUAUUGAGGCGCCGGUGACGGUCUGUGGGGACAUACACGGCCAGUUCUACGACCUGAUGAAGCUGUUCGAGAUCGGCGGUUCGCCGGCCACCACAAAGUAUCUCUUCCUGGGCGACUACGUGGACCGAGGCUACUUCAGCAUCGAGUGCGUGCUGUAUCUGUGGUCGCUGAAGAUCACCUAUCCGCAGACGCUGUUCCUGUUGCGCGGCAACCACGAGUGCCGGCACCUGACCGAGUACUUCACCUUCAAGCAGGAGUGCAAGAUCAAGUACUCGGAGCGCGUGUACGACGCGUGCAUGGACGCGUUCGACUGCCUGCCGCUGGCGGCGCUAAUGAACCAACAGUUCCUGUGCGUGCACGGCGGCCUGUCGCCGGAGAUACACGAGCUGGAGGACAUACGGCGGCUCGACCGCUUCAAGGAGCCACCCGCCUUCGGCCCCAUGUGCGACCUGCUGUGGUCCGAUCCGCUGGAGGACUUCGGGAACGAGAAGAACUCGGACUUCUACACGCACAACUCGGUGCGGGGCUGUUCGUACUUCUACAGCUAUGCCGCCUGCUGCGACUUCCUGCAGAACAACAAUCUGCUGUCGAUCAUCCGGGCGCACGAGGCGCAGGACGCCGGCUACCGCAUGUACCGCAAGAGCCAGACCACCGGUUUCCCCUCGCUGAUCACCAUCUUCUCGGCGCCCAACUAUCUCGAUGUGUACAACAACAAGGCGGCGGUGCUGAAGUACGAGAACAACGUGAUGAACAUCCGGCAGUUCAACUGCUCGCCGCACCCCUACUGGCUUCCCAACUUCAUGGACGUGUUCACCUGGUCGCUGCCCUUCGUGGGCGAGAAGGUCACCGAGAUGCUGGUGAACGUGCUGAACAUCUGCUCCGACGACGAGCUGAUGACCGAGGAGAGCGAGGAGCCGCUCUCGGACGACGAGGCGGCGGCGCGCAAGGAGGUCAUACGCAACAAGAUCCGGGCCAUUGGCAAGAUGGCGCGCGUCUUCUCCGUGCUGCGCGAGGAGUCCGAGAGUGUCCUCCAGCUGAAGGGCCUGACGCCGACGGGCGCCCUGCCCCUCGGCGCCCUCUCCGGUGGCAAGCAGUCGCUCAAGAAUGCCAUGCAGGGCUUCUCGCCCAACCACAAGAUUACCUCGUUCGCGGAGGCCAAGGGCCUCGAUGCCGUCAACGAGCGGAUGCCGCCCCGUCGCGAUGCCACACCCUCGCCGGCGGAGGAGGGCCAGAAGACACUGUCGGCGGCGGCAGCAGCAGCAGCCAAUGCAAAUGCGAAUUCAAUCACUGGAUAAUUCUAAGUCAAGUCAGCAGUCAGCAGUCGGCAGUCGGCGGGACGAUCGGAACGAUCGUUUGUAUCAGAGGAUUGGAGGAGCGGAGAAUUGGAUCUCGGGCUUUUUAGGGAUCUUGGGGAGCGGAUGUCACUUAGUAGUCGAAAGUUAAGCAAACUGUUGGGAGGGAGAAUGCAAAUAAAUAGGAAUAAAUAGUCUCAAGAGAGCGGCUCAGUGCCAGUAAAAGAAUACACACACACACACACACACAGAAACACAGAAACACAGAAACACAAACACAGGCAGACACACAGCAUUCAUAACAGUGAAUGCCAGGGUUGCACGCAAGCGCAGCAUCGAAACGAGUGGAAUGGAACGCAGCGGAAACUGCAACUGGAAUGAAGUGGAGAGAAGAGGAAACGGAAACACACAGAAAACAAUAAAAAAUAAAAUUUUUUCGGCAUUGAAGAGAAUGAAAUGGAUGAUGAAACGUGAAAAAGAGAAAAAUAAAGAAAACCCAGCCUCCCAAGUGGAUGCUAAUUAUAAAUGCAGUUGAAAAGGAAAUAUAGAAUUAUUAUACAAUACAUAUAUAUGUAUAUUAUAAUAUAUACAGAAAUGUAUAUAACAAUUUUGUGCAACAUUAUAUCAAAAAAGAGCGAAUGUAAAAGCUAAGCGAGGCUCUCUCUCUCUUCGACAGCAGCAUUGCACCCCAAGAAAAUUAGGUAAAUUUAAAUUAUAUUUGCUAACUAAUUGUAAAACGAAUUGAAACAAAAAUGAGCCCAGCAGCAGCGGCGCUCCCUUUGCCCCCCACCCGCCCCCGAAACCAAACAGAAAACAGAUAAGAUCAAAAGUGAACAGAAUCUACAUCUAGUGCAUAAAUACUAAGCUGGAACUACGAUUAAUACUAAAGUGAAUUCUACUAUUUUCGUUGUGUGGCGGCGGCGUCUUGGGUGACUUAUAUACAUACAUAUAUUAUAUAAAUAUGUGCGCGGGUGUAUUAUGUAGGAGAUUACGGCCAAGGAGAAGGCUUCUUCAACAGAGAAAACUACUUCCUACAACAGCAAACAAAUUACAACAGCAACAAUAUUUUA
Molecule: messenger RNA, 3221 nt
Organism: Drosophila persimilis
Lineage: Eukaryota; Metazoa; Arthropoda; Insecta; Diptera; Drosophilidae
Product: serine/threonine-protein phosphatase 2B catalytic subunit 3
Exons: 2
Coding region: 412-2154 (580 amino acids)
Biological process (GO): calcineurin-mediated signaling
Cellular component (GO): cytoplasm; calcineurin complex
Molecular function (GO): calmodulin binding; calmodulin-dependent protein phosphatase activity
Source: RefSeq, a predicted model, not a curated record